Pelodiscus sinensis (Chinese soft-shelled turtle) is the source of this 2198-nucleotide messenger RNA. RefSeq names its product solute carrier family 22 member 6-A-like. NCBI's taxonomy places the organism in Eukaryota, Metazoa, Chordata, Testudines, Trionychidae. Gene Ontology annotation, molecular function: transmembrane transporter activity. Gene Ontology annotation, biological process: transmembrane transport. Gene Ontology annotation, cellular component: membrane. The record is from RefSeq and is a predicted model, not a curated record.
GAGUCCCACCUCCUCUGUCUUCAGUGUGUUGCUGUCAUAGCCGGAUCUCCACUAAUCUGGAAAGAUUUCUAGACAAUUUGCUUGGUGAGAGAGCACGAUCCAUAUGACCCACAGAGAAAUGCAGCUGUAGCCUAUUAAAGACAUUGCUUGAUAGCAAAAUAGGAAGCAGAGUAGGUUGCUGCAUCUGACAAGACUGGGGGCAGAUGAGUAAGCAAAUCCAAAGCUGUGCCUAUCUGUGAGUAGACAGUAGCUGCAUUCCUCUGUUUAGAUCUGCACGUUGUUUUGGGUGUGUAUCUAAUUCACAAAACAAGCACAUUUGAGGUGUAAGGGUCUUCUGGUGUGGGGCAACAUGACCUUUGCAGAACUUUUGGAGCAGGUUGGCAGUAUGGGCCGUUUCCAAAUUAUCCAUGUUACGUUACUGGCCCUGCCAUUAUUACUGGCAGCCAGCCACAACAUUCUACAGAACUUUACAGCUGCGACCCCUGGGCACCACUGCCAUAUUGCCAUUGUUCCUAACCACACUUGUGAGGACAACUUUACUGACUUCCUGCAUUGCCAAGAGCUGCUCAGAAUCUCCAUCCCCAUGGACGGGAACCAGCAGCCGGAGAAGUGUCUUCGAUUCAUCUCUACCCAGUGGCAUCUCCUAGACUCAAAUACCACAACCACCAAUGGGACCAAAAUGGACACUGAGCCCUGUAUGGAUGGAUGGAUCUAUGACAGGAGUGUUUUCACCUCCACCAUCAUCACCGAGUGGGAUCUGGUGUGUGGCUCACGGACGUUGAAACAGAUGGCUCAGUCGAUCUAUAUGGCGGGAGUGCUGGUGGGAGCAAUUGUGUUUGGAAGUCUUGCUGACAAGUUUGGACGGAAGUCACUCUUGAUCUGGUCCUAUCUGCAAAUCGCCAUCACUGGCUCCUGUGUAGCCUUCUCAUCUAACUUCACCAUGUACUGCAUUUUCCGCUUCCUGACUGGAAUGGCUCAGUCAGGGAUCGGCCUCAACUGUGUGUCCCUCUCUGUGGAGUGGACCCCCACCAGACUCCGAGCAACAGUUGGCAUAGUGAUAGGAUAUAGCUACAGCAUUGGGCAGUUUCUUCUGGCGGGGGUGGCCUAUGCCAUCCCGGAUUGGCGCUGGUUGCAGCUAGCUGUUUCAGUGCCUUAUUUCAUCUUCUUCUUCUAUGGCUGGUGGUUCACGGAGUCAGCCCGCUGGCUUGCAACCGCUGGCAAACUGAACCAGGCAUUGAAGGAACUGCAGAAAGUGGCACGAAUAAAUGGGCGAAAGGAAGAAGGGAACAAACUCAGCAUAGAGGACUUGAGAGCGAGUCUGCAGAAAGAAAUGUCCUCAGCCAAGUCCACCCACACAGCUGCUGAUCUGGUGCACACACCAUCUGUACGCAGGAUAUCCUGCUGCCUGUGCUUUGUAUGGUUCUCCACCAGCUUUGCCUAUUACGGGCUGAUCAUGGACUUGCAGAAUUUUGGGGUCAGCAUUUACCUCAUCCAGGUGAUAUACGGCGCUGUCGACAUCCCUGCAAAGCUGAUUGGUUUCUUCAUGAUCAGUUUUAUUGGCCGGAGAGUCACCCAGGCAUCUGCUCUCAUCCUAGCAGGGAUUGCGAUCCUGGCCAACAUACAUGUGCCCCAAGAUCUGCAGAUCUUACGCGCUCUCUUGGCUGUGUUUGGAAAAGGCUGCCUGGCUGCCUCAUUCAACUGCGCCGCGCUCUAUACAGGAGAGCUCUACCCCACGGUGAUUAGACAGACCGGAACAGGGUUUGUGAACACCCUGGCGCGGGUGGGCGGCAUAGUGGCUCCGCUUGUCAGAAUGACCAGCGAGUUCUUGCCGUCCCUGCCUCUGAUCAUCUAUGGAGCUGCCCCUAUUGUAUCCGGCAUCGCCGCCUGCUUCCUACCUGAGACCCGUAACAUGCCAUUGCCGGACACCAUAGAAGAUGUCGAGAGUCAGAGAAGACCCAAAGUGAUUAGAGAUGUAGGACGGAAAGACAAACUUCCGCUGAGAGCCUGCAGAUUGGAACCACUCAAGGAAAUUAUGUAAGAAGUGAAACUAAAGAGACCCUAGGUCCUGAUACCAAUUAGUGUGAUUAAAAUCAAACAUGCCCUUGUGUUUUACCAACUCAGGGUCAGAGAAAGCUUCUGUGGAAAGGGUAUUCAUGGGACAUUAUACCAGCUUUUGUAUCCAUUUUCAGAGAGGCUAA